Molecule: messenger RNA, 1034 nt
Organism: Oryzias melastigma (Indian medaka)
Lineage: Eukaryota; Metazoa; Chordata; Actinopteri; Beloniformes; Adrianichthyidae
Gene: stmn1a
Product: stathmin 1a
Biological process (GO): neuron projection development; regulation of microtubule polymerization or depolymerization; microtubule depolymerization
Cellular component (GO): neuron projection; cytoplasm
Molecular function (GO): tubulin binding
Source: RefSeq, a predicted model, not a curated record
GGACGCAGCACGUGAUUGGUUCCUGGUGCCGUGACGCUGCACUCCGCGGUCCUUUUAUUCAGGCGGCUGCCGCGCUCACGCGCAGGGCUCGUGGAGAAGUCGGUGACAGGAGCAGAGCGUCCUCGUGAAGGCGAAGGUGAACUGAUCUGCAGCACAGCUGAACAUGGCAGCCGCUGAAGACAUCCAGGUCAAGGAGCUCGACAAGCGGGCUUCCGGCCAGGCGUUCGAGGUCAUCCUGGGUGCCCCCACCCCUGAUGCCAAAGGGGACUUCCCCCUGUCUCCUCCCAAAAAGAAGGAUGUCUCCCUGGAGGAGAUCCAGAGAAAGCUGGAUGCCGCGGAGGAGAGACGCAAGAACCAUGAAGCUGAGGUUCUGAAGCACCUAGCGGAGAAGCGAGAGCACGAAAAGGAGGUGCUACAGAAAGCCAUGGAGGAGAACAACAACUUCAGCAAGAUGGCGGAGGAGAAGCUCAACCAGAAGAUGGAGGCCAACAAGGAGAACCGCACUGCCCUCAUGGCCGCCAUGAACGAGAAGUUCAAGGAGAAGGACAAGAAGUUGGAAGAGGUGCGAAAGAACAAGGAGACCAAAGAUCCCAACUCGGAAGAGGGCACCUCGGAAGACUGAAGGCUGCGGACGGCUGCAAAAAAAUCAAAGGAAAUUAUCCUCUUGGGAAGCAUGUUUCUAUGCAUCAGCCUUUUAUUUCCACCCCUUCCAUAUUUGGAGGCGUUUUUCAGCGCGCACUCUACACUCAAAGUAGCACAAAGUUGGACGAGUAUCACAAGUGUUUCUAGUGCUGAGGUUGCUCCUGCUGCUCAUGCUUGUGCUCUUCCCUACCCCACUCUCCAUAAUCAUUGCUUUUUGUAUUGAAUAAAACUACAAAAGAUCUUCAAAGCACAUCAUGCUGUGAAUUUAACAUGCAAGUAGAGGAGGAUCAUCACUCAGCAGGGGUCCAUGCAGGCAAAGAGCAAUACCCUCUGGCAUCUCAACAAGUGUCUAUUUGACUGGAACUGUUGUACUAAAAUAAAAACAAACUGAA